This is a messenger RNA of Candida tropicalis MYA-3404, 990 nucleotides long. Its product is annotated as membrane insertase. Gene Ontology annotation, molecular function: membrane insertase activity. Gene Ontology annotation, cellular component: mitochondrial inner membrane. The record is from RefSeq and is a predicted model, not a curated record. NCBI's taxonomy places the organism in Eukaryota, Fungi, Ascomycota, Pichiomycetes, Serinales, Debaryomycetaceae. The transcript has a single exon. The coding region runs from base 1 to 990 and encodes 329 amino acids. Gene Ontology annotation, biological process: protein insertion into mitochondrial inner membrane from matrix; mitochondrial respiratory chain complex IV assembly.
AUGUUACUUCAAAGAACAAGUCGGAUAUUAGGUUCACCUAUUCUCAGAAGGAGUACUGUUGUAACCACAAGAAACUUUUCAUUUGAUCAUAAUGCAGUUAUAAAUUCCAUGACGGAAUCAUUUCAAGCAAUUCAUGAAUUUAGUGGAUUACCAUGGUGGGCACUUAUACCAAUAACUACAUUUACUUUACGUUCAAUAUGGACACUACCGUUAGCUAUAUUUCAAAGAAAAAGAAUUCAAAAACAAAGUUCACUUCGUCCUUUAGUUAGUGCUAUGAAUCCCGUUUUAAAGAUGAACUUAGCUAAAAAAGUUCAACAAGCCCAAUCUAAGUUAAAAAUUGCUGAAAAAAACCAAGAUUAUACUACUGUUCAAUCACUAAAUACCAUUGCUAAUAUGAAACAAGAUCAUAUUUUAUUAUUAACUGCUAAGGAAGUAAGAAAGAGACAAAAGGCAUUAUUUGCUAAAAAUGGAGUUCAAUUAUGGAAAAAUUUCAUUUUACCUGCAUUUCAAAUUCCACUUUGGAUAAUUAUGUCAAUAACAAUGAGAAAUUUAAGUGGUUGGUCAUCAUGGGAUUAUACUCAUAAUAAAGCAUUAGAUCCUACAUUAUACACUGAAGGUAUGUUAUGGUUUCCUGACUUAACAAUUGCUGAUCCAAUGCACGUUUUCCCAGUGAUUUUAGGUAUAACUGCAUUAUGUAAUAUUGAAUGGACAUUGAGAACAUUGGAAUUACUGAGAUUAACCAAGAAAUUAAAAUUCAGACCAACUUUAACUGAUGCAUUUGGAAAUUUAACUAGAUUAUCAAUGGUUUUCAUGAUGGCGAUUUCUUUACAUGCUCCUGCUGCUUUAACUAUCUACUGGAUAAGUUCUCAAGUUUAUUCAUUAUUUCAAAAUGUCAUUAUGGAUUUGGCAUUUCCAAUUAGUUUCACACCUAAGACCAGAUUCAAUUAUAAAAAAUCUAAGAAUGACGAUGCCACUGAUGUUAUCAAUUAA